Daldinia childiae is the source of this 1044-nucleotide messenger RNA. RefSeq names its product Carboxylesterase NlhH. The record is from RefSeq and is a predicted model, not a curated record. The coding region runs from base 1 to 1044 and encodes 347 amino acids. Gene Ontology annotation, molecular function: hydrolase activity. The transcript has 6 exons. Lineage: Eukaryota; Fungi; Ascomycota; Sordariomycetes; Xylariales; Hypoxylaceae.
AUGGAAUACCUCAAGGAUAAGUCCGAAUACUUUGAUCUUGACGCCGACUUCAAGCCUUUGCCUAAGUAUGGCCAUCUAUCGGAAAAAACACCCGAGUAUACAGCAGUUGAGUCGGCCAUCGAUGCUGCAUACACGCCACUUUGGGCAAUGCCCAAUUUCGAGGCCUUCCGACAGGCUGCGGGCGACCUGGACGCCGUUAUGCCCCCUGGUGGGCCUGAUCGGUAUCGCGAUGUUACCACAGAGCUGCUACAAUUUCCUGCCCGCGACGGCUACUUAAACGAAUUAAAAAUCUACAAGUCUCCUAAUGUUGUGCCAGAAGCGACUCUAGUAUAUCGCAUGCACGGCGGUGGCUUUGCGGUCGGGCGACACGAGGUAGACGGUACCGAGAAUGUUUAUGCGGCUACAAAUCCCAACAUUGUUGUUGUUAGUGUAGAUUACCGACUAGCGCCUGAGUUUCCCUUUCCGAGGCCAGUUGAAGAUUGCUACGAUGGAUUGUUAUGGUGUAAAAAGAACGGGAAAACUCUCGGAAUCAAUCCCGAGAAAAUAAUUCUUGCCGGGAGCAGCGCGGGAGGCAAUCUCGCUCCAGUCAUGGCUAUAAUGGCUAGGGAAAAUGGCAUUACCGGUAUCAUCGCUCAAGUCCUUCACUUCCCCACAGUCUGUCAUCCCAAGUUCUUCCCGCGGGAUAAAUAUGAAUACGGCAGUUACAUUCAAAACUCAGAAAAUCCUGUUCUUAGCACCCUAAGGAUGGAAGCUUUCCUUAGAGCUUAUAAUCCUAAUCCUAGACCUGACUAUAGGCAGUCACCUCUACUUGCAGAAUCACUUACGAAUCUUCCGCCAGCGUGUUAUGAUAUUCUCCGGGAUGAUGCUUUCGCAUAUGCCGAAGCUCUUAAGGCUGCGAAUGUUGACGUUGAGAUAUACGGUUAUCAAGGUGUACCGCACUGUUUUCCUGCAGUCAUCCCGACCCAUCCUAACACACCGGUAUUCUACAAGAGGUUUAACAGUUUCUUAACGAAGCAUGCCACUGGUUCCGGUCAUGGGAAAUGA